Molecule: messenger RNA, 702 nt
Organism: Rasamsonia emersonii CBS 393.64
Lineage: Eukaryota; Fungi; Ascomycota; Eurotiomycetes; Eurotiales; Trichocomaceae
Exons: 2
Coding region: 1-702 (233 amino acids)
Source: RefSeq, a predicted model, not a curated record
AUGUCUUUGUCAAUUGAAUCUCUAAAAUUUACAGCCAGCUUUCCCUACCUCAAGGCAGCAAGUUCAACAGGUCACCCUCCUUUUGAUACUGUUCAUUGCCAUCAAGCAAAAGAAAGGUUCACCCAGUCCUUCUUGAACUGCAAUACAUCAGCAGCCUCCUGUUCUACCGCAAAAAUUCCUCGUCCCAUUGUAUACAACUGCGACUGUGUUGUCGGGGAGAACGAUUGCAUCCUGCCGCCGAGACAUCUCGUGGAGCUUCACGGUGGACCAUGGCUGGUUAGCGGUUAUAGGUCACUCUAUCCUUUUAAGUGCAUGAACUGCGAAUGGAAGGACAUCGAACACAACUAUAUCGAGAAACUCAAGGCAGAUAUCGGCACGAUGGUGAAGACACGGGUCAACAUGCACCCUGAAGAGACGGCUUGGCUCAACAUGAACCUUGAAGAAGGUAGCGAAGUUGAGAUCAGCAGCAUCACUAGAGAAGAUACGGAGAAAUUGUUCAUACUCCAUUUCAAAAUUUGCAGUCCCAGUGGGACCGAAAAGGAGGGCAAGUUAAAGGUUUCAACCCGAAAACUCAACGCAAUGCAGAGUGACCGCGAAUGGGAAGGCGAAAUCGAGAUUAUGACAUUCGUAUGGAUGUUGAAGAUCGAUGCAGAUGAAACGAUUCGGAGUUUUGAAGCGCGUUGGAACGAAGUGAACGUCUAG